This is a messenger RNA of Metopolophium dirhodum (rose-grain aphid), 2441 nucleotides long. It is a transcript of the gene CSN1b, whose product is annotated as COP9 signalosome complex subunit 1b. The record is from RefSeq and is a predicted model, not a curated record. NCBI's taxonomy places the organism in Eukaryota, Metazoa, Arthropoda, Insecta, Hemiptera, Aphididae. Gene Ontology annotation, cellular component: COP9 signalosome. The transcript is spliced from 10 exons. Bases 331 to 1791 code for a protein of 486 amino acids.
GUAUAUACCAAUACGGCAAUACCGCACACGACUGACCAGCGACCACUAAUCACAAUAAUACAAUAUUCACAUUUCACAAUUAUUCACUAAUUUUUUCUUUUAUUAAGUACUAGACUGUAAGAAUUGCAAAUAAAUAAUAUUGUUUUUUCGAGUGUUGAACCGAACUAUAUCGAUCUUCAAUCUUAACAACUUCGACGCGAUUACAUUGUUGUAGGGGAUAACUGACUCACAAAGACAAAUAACGAUUCGUUACUAGAUAGUGGUAGAUACCAGAACGGCAUUCAGUAUCCGUUGACAUAAUACAUUAAAACGAAUUAUAUUAUACAGAAAAUGGCAUCAUUGAGAUCACUGAACCGCACCUUACGAAAUGCCCAGGCUGGAGCCAUAGAUCCGAUGCAAGUUGAUGCACCUCCUGAAGAAAAUGACAACAACGAAGAAGAAUUGUAUGAAGUGGACAUUGAUUCAUUUGACCUUGAGACAUAUGCCAAUAGUUACAUUGGAUUAGCUCGCAUUUACAGGCUUAUGUAUAUAGCAGACCAUUGUCCAAGAUUGCGAUCUGAUGCAUUACGUCUGGCCAUUUCACAUGUUAUUACUACAAUGAAUGCUAAUCUGUAUCAAAUGCUACACCAUAAACUUCAACAAUGUCAUGGAAUUAUACUACCAGAUGUUACUGGAGCUAAUCCGGUAGAUACAGGACUUCCAGUGUUUAAUGCUAUUUGGGUAGAAACUACAACUCAAAAAUCAGCUAUGAAACUUGAAAAACUAGAUGGAGAUCUUAAGAACUAUAAAAGUAAUUCGAUUAAGGAAAGCAUUCGUCGUGGUCAUAAUGAAAUUGGUGACCAUUAUGUCAAUUGUGGAGACCUCAUUGAAGCAACUAAAAGUUAUUCUAAGGCUCGAGAUUAUUGUACUAGUUCCUCUCAUGUCAUAUCAAUGUGCCUUAACAUAAUAAAAGUUGGAAUUUAUCUGCAAAAUUGGUCACAUGUUAUCAAUUACAUAAUUAAAGCUGAAUCUACUCCGGACUAUAUGGAAAAUUCUGAACUACAGACCACAUACAGUUCUACACUUAAAUGCAUGACAGGUUUAGCUGAACUUGCUGGUCGUAAAUACAAAUUAGCUGCUCAAAAUUUCUUGAAAACCAAUCUUGAUUAUUGGGAUUCUUGUGACGUAAUGACUCCUAAUGAUAUUGCUAUUUAUGGAGGACUCUGCGCAUUAGCUACUUUUAACCGUUUAGAACUUCAAAAUAGCGUUAUUUGCAACAACUCAUUCAAAUUAUUCCUUGAACUGGAACCUGAAGUACGUGAUGCGAUUUUCAAGUUUUAUGAGUCCAAAUAUGAAGUCUGUUUAACUAUUUUGAACAAAAUAAAACCAAUUUUACUUCUUGAUAUGUACAUUGGAUCUCACAUAAACCAGCUCUACUCUAAUAUAAGAAGCAAAGCAAUGAUUCAAUAUUUCUGUCCAUACGACUCUGCUGACUUAAGAAAAAUGGCAUUAUGUUUCAAUACUCCAUUGCCUGAUUUAGAGAAUGAACUUAUGCAACUUAUUUUGGAUGGUCACAUCAAGGCUCGUAUUGACUCCAUUAAUAAAAUCCUUUACGCUAAGCAUCCAAAUCAAAGAGUAGAAACAUUUGAGAAAGCUAUGUCAAUGGCUCAACAAUACAGUAGGUAUAUGCACAUUUUAGUACUGAAAAGUCAAAUGAUCAAACACCAGUUAAAUUCAAAACUCGGUAAAGUUGAACGUCUUAACAAUAUUGGGAAAACUAUAAAUGUAGAUUUUGUAAAAAUAUCUGGAUAAAAAAUGAUUUACUAAUGAUCAUAUAUUAUGGAAUAUUUAGAUUGUAUAAUAAUUUUGUCAUUAAACAUUAAAAACUUCAAAAAUUUUGUUUUUAUCAAUAAUUGUAUUUUUUGUAAAUUAUUAAUAAUUUCAGAAAGUAAUAUUAUUAAUAUAAAAUGUAUAUACUUUUUUUUUAUUACAAUUUUUAUUUAUAAUUUAAAAUAUUAAUUUGUAUAACAUAUUUAAUAAAAGCCAAUCUGAAGAUUGAAUGUCGAUAACUGAUAUGAAUGAUACACAAUUAAUGACCAAAAAAUAUUACCAUUGGUUUAACUAUAUUAUAUUUAAUGUUCCGUUAAAAUAUUUGUUUUUACAUUUAAUUUUGCAAUAAACGACAAUUUCCUAGUUAAUUAAAUUCAAUAAUUUUUUUCAAUUACAAUGAUUAUGUUGUAAAGCCAAUCAAAAUUAACUGUACUAAAGUCUAGAUAGACCAAUUCAAUUGAAAAAGUAAUUAUUUGGUAAGUUACUUACUCACUUACAAAAACAUUUGCAGAUAGUUCUAAAAAAAAAAUAUCAACAAUACAUAAUAUCAACUACAUGUUAAGUCAAUUUAUUUCCAUAAUAAUUAUUUGUUGGUAUAAUUAAAAAUGUUUCAACUACCCUCUUAGAAAAUA